AUGGCCGAAGCAAUCCUCUUUGGUCUUGCGCGGAAAAUGAUUGAAAAUCUAGGCUCUCAGACUUUCCAAGAGUUUGGAUCACUUUGGGGUGUCGAAGGUGAGCUUGAAAAACUCAAGGACACUGUGUCCACAAUCCAUGCAGUACUUCAGGAUGCUGUGGAGCAGCAAAAUCAUAACCAUCAAGUCAAGCACUGGCUUGAAAAGCUCAACGAUGCAGUCUAUGAUGCAGAUGACUUGUUGAGUGAGUUCUCAACUGAAGCUACAAGGCGAAGCAUGGUGAGUGGGAAUAAAGUCGCAAAAGAGGUACGCACUUGCUUUUCAUGUUCAAACCCACUCGCUUUUCGUUAUAAGAUGAGUCGUAAAAUAAAGGCGAUGAGGCAAAAACUAAAUGCGAUAGCAGAAGACAAGAAAAACUUUCACCUGAAAGAAUACCAUGUAGAGCCAAAAGCAGUGAGGGAACCAACUCACUCAUUUGUACGUGAAGAAGAAGUUAUUGGGAGGGAAGAGGAAAAAAAGGCUAUCAUAGAACUAUUAUUGGACUCCAAUGUAGAAGAGAAUGUUUCAGUCAUUCCCAUUGUGGGGAUAGGGGGAUUAGGGAAAACUACACUUGCUCAAUAUGUGUACAAUGAUGAGAAAGUCAAAAAUAAUUUUGAGUUAAAAAUGUGGGUAUGUGUUUCUGAUGUCUUUGAAUUGAAAAGUAUUAUUGAAAAGAUAAUAAAAUCUGCUAUAGGUGAUGCACCUAGAAAUCUUGAAAUGGAUCAAUUGCAAAUUCAACUUCGUGAAAAAAUUGAUAGAAAGAAAUACUUACUUGUAUUGGAUGAUAUAUGGAAUGAAGAUCGUGAAAAAUGGCUUAACUUGAAAAAUAUUUUAAUGGAUGGUUUGAAAGGAAGUAAGAUUGUAAUAACCACUCGUAGUAAAUUGGUUGCAAAGAUUACACACACAGAUUCAUCAUAUAUUAAUCUCAAAGGUCUCUCCAAAGAGCAGUCUUGGUUUUUAUUUGAGAAAGUGGCAUUUAGCAAAGGGCAGGUGACAAAUAAUCCUACACUAAGGGAAAUUGGAUUGGAGAUUGUUAAAAUAUGUCAAGGUGUACCCCUUGCCAUAAAGUCUAUAGGACAUAUGUUAUACUGUAAGGAAACAACAUUUGAGUGGUUAUUCGUGAAGAAUAAUUUACUAGAAAAUGUAACUCUAGGGAAUGGGAUUUUACCUAUUUUAAAGUUGAGUUAUGAUCAUCUUCCAUCACAUUUAAAGAGUUGUUUCACUUAUUGCUCUUUGUUUCCUAAAGAUUAUGAGAUGGAUAAGGAAACGAUUAUACAACUAUGGAUAGCACAGGGGCUUAUCCAAUCAUCAAACAGAAACCAACAAUUAGAGGAUGUUGGAGAAGUGUAUUUUAAAGAUUUACUUUGGAGGUCGUUCUUUGAGGAAGUAGAGACUUACGAAGGCUUAAGAUAUAAGAUGCAUGAUUUAAUUCAUGAUCUUGCAGUAUCUGUUGGAGGAGAUGAGUGCAAACUCAUUGGUUUUGGUGGCAAAAAUAUUAAUGAAAAGAAUCACCAUAUAUCAUGUCCAUUGUCUAUUGGCUUAUCUACUGAAACUCUAAGGUUGUUGGUUAAAGCAGUCAAGCUACGUACAUUUCUUCUAACAUGUGAUAAGCAUGAAUUUGGUGGCUUGGAGGAGUCAAUGUUUAAUACAAUUAUUUUGAGUUUCAAAAGCUUGCGUGCAUUAGAUUUGCAUGGAUUGAGGAUUACAAAAGUGCCAAAUUCUAUAGGGAAUUUAAUACAUAUAAAGUACCUCGAUCUUUCUUUCAAUGAGAAAAUUGAAACUCUCCCCGCUUCAAUUACUACACUAUUGAAUUUGCAAACAUUAAAACUUUGUAGUUGUGAACGUCUUAAAGAAUUACCCAUAGACAUUAGAAAAAUGGUGGAGUAG
Messenger RNA from Quercus lobata, 1923 nucleotides. RefSeq names its product putative disease resistance protein RGA3. The record is from RefSeq and is a predicted model, not a curated record. Bases 1 to 1923 code for a protein of 640 amino acids. The transcript has 2 exons. Gene Ontology annotation, molecular function: ADP binding. Lineage: Eukaryota; Viridiplantae; Streptophyta; Magnoliopsida; Fagales; Fagaceae.